AUGGCUACUCGACGGCUCGCCACAUGGGCGCACAACCUCCAAUACUCGGACCUUCCAGAAGAUGUAGUCCGCGCAGCUAUUCGAAGCUUCUACAAUUGGGUUGGCUGCACUAUAGCAGGGAGUCAGCAUGAAGCUACAAAGAUCGCUCAUCGAACAUUAUCUCCCUUCUUCGGCGCACCUUCAGCGUCGCUACUCGGACACCAUGGAGAUUCACGCUUAGAUGCUCAGCACGCGGCGUUGAUUAAUGGUAUAGCAUCACACGUCCAUGAUUAUGACGACACGCACCUCGACACCAUUAUUCAUCCGACAGGACCUGUUGCGAGUGCUCUGCUUGCUGCCGCUGAGUGGAGAGGUGGUAUCUCAGGGAAGCAGUUCAUCGUAGCUCUCGUGGCUGGUAUAGAAGCUGAGUGCAAAGCUGGGCUCGCUGUCUGGCCAGAACAUUACGAUGUUGGCUGGCAUAUUACCUCCUCCGUCGGUUCAAUUGGAGCAGCAGUUGCGGUCUCAAAGGUCCUAAGGCUAUCUCCAACAAAGACCACCCAUGCAAUUGGUCUCGCAGCAACUCAAGUCACAGGUCUCCGAGAAAUGUUUGGUUCACAUUGCAAAUCAUUCCACAUCGGCCGUGCAGCUCAGAAUGGCCUACUGGCUGCUGUCAUGGCUGAAGGAGGCUACACUAGCAGUGAGGGCGCAUUGGAAACGAAACGUGGCUGGGCUGCAGUCGUGGGAACCAACAAGCCACACGUGCUCCAGAACUUGGAUCGUUGGCUCGGAACUGAGAAUGAGGAUGGCUUAGCUGCUACAGGCACCGGCCGCUGGGAGAUUCUGAGGAAUAGCUUCAAGCCAUUCCCGUGCGGGAUUGUUAUCCAUCCAGUCAUCGACGCUUGUAUACAAUUACACGCGGAACUGACGAGAGAGGGACAUGACCCAGCGCAGAUCAAGUCCGUCACGGCACAAGUCCACCCUCUUGUCCUGGAACUCACCGGGAAGAAGACUCCAAAGGAUGGUUUAGAGGCCAAGUUCAGCGUCUAUCACAGUGGCGCCUGUGGCCUCCUUCUCGGCAGAGCCACACCAUCAGAGUAUGAAGAUGAUGUUGUACUCGAUCCUGCCGUCAUUGCUAUUCGCGACCGCAUCACAGCAAAUAUCGAUACAGGCGUCGCAGCAGACGCGGCAAAGGUUACUUUUGUACUUGAAAACGGAGAGUCAUUCACAAAGUACGUUGAGCAUGCGAUUGGCAGUCGCGUGAAUCCUCUGGGCGACGAGAAGCUGCGUGAGAAGUUUAUAGAUGGAUGCAAGAGCGUUUUGACUCGCGACAUUGAAGCAGUGAGCCAACGGUGCUGGGGAUUGGAGCAUUUGGAUGAUAUGCGGGAGCUCAUAGAGUAUCUCGCCGCUAAUCAAACAUCUGCUUCCAAGCACGCAACUUCAAAAUGCCGUCAAGUUUCUGGAGAUAUCUUGUUCAACGACCAAUUCCAACUCUAUCCAUCGUUCUUUCGGUGGGAUGAUCAGCGCUGCGUUCUAUAUCUCAGCUCAAUCUACAAUGCGAGUAUCGCCGUCUGGGACCCUUACAGCUCCUCACUCCAGCGAAUUAUUUCUAUCCCUGGAAUAACCCACAGCCUAGACAAAAGACUCUCUGGGACUAUUAUCGACCCCACAAACAACGUCCUGUCUGCUGUCGUAGAGGCCGCUUCAUUCUUUACAAGUGCGGGAAACGAUGUGAGCGGUGAUAACUUUGUCGUCAAGGUCGAUCUGAACACUUUUGAGACAAAGAAUAUUAACCUGACGGCCGUCACUAAGGGCCAGUACGGGGCGUUUCUUGACAUCGAUAAUGGCCUUGAUGGAGAUCUUUAUGUCAACGGUGCUUAUCCAUCCAGUAUCCUUCACGUUGACUGCAAGGAUAAACUCUCCCCUUUCUACGUCCGCGAACCAACUACUCCUCCGCGUUCUUUUGGCUUUGGAGGCGUGGUUCGCGUAGGUCACGAUCUCAUAGUCAGCGACAAUACCAACCACCAGCUCGCCAAAUUCGAUAUUCACAGUGCCCAUCACUCACCCAUCGUCAUCCCACAGACGAACUAUCACAAUUUCUCCGGUGGAAGUUCCCUCAGCCUACCUGAUCGGUACGGCGGAAAGGUUAUGUUGAUGGCAGAAGAUGUCAUUGAUAAGAACACAUGUGGGGUCUCUGUGUUUAGCUCAAAGGAUAGCUGGAAAACAGCGAAGUUUGUGGGCUUUAUUGAGAGUGUUGACAGGAAGUUGUACCCUGCUUCUGUGGCUCUGAGUCAAACCUCUGCGCAUGAGCUUGGCGAGCGGAUUUACUCGAGCGUCUUGUUCUACGAUAAUAAGGUUAACCCGACGAUGGCGGGCAACCGGAGUGACUUUGCGUUGCGGGAUAUCACGGAUUCGGUUGACUCCCUGCUAAAGGCAAAUGGGUUCCAUAUAUAG
Messenger RNA from Fusarium tjaetaba, 2430 nucleotides. RefSeq names its product immune-responsive 1. Gene Ontology annotation, molecular function: lyase activity. The transcript is spliced from 6 exons. The coding region runs from base 1 to 2430 and encodes 809 amino acids. The record is from RefSeq and is a predicted model, not a curated record. NCBI's taxonomy places the organism in Eukaryota, Fungi, Ascomycota, Sordariomycetes, Hypocreales, Nectriaceae.